Portunus trituberculatus (swimming crab) is the source of this 641-nucleotide messenger RNA. RefSeq lists its product as uncharacterized. The record is from RefSeq and is a predicted model, not a curated record. Lineage: Eukaryota; Metazoa; Arthropoda; Malacostraca; Decapoda; Portunidae. The transcript is spliced from 3 exons. The coding region runs from base 88 to 540 and encodes 150 amino acids.
ACACGAGCAUAAAGCCCAGGCCCUGUAAAACUACAACUAGGUGGCGGAGUGCCUGAUGUAAAACCCCUGACCAGUGUUGAAGAGGCAAUGCUUCCGUUAAUAAAAGAUGUCCAAGUAUCUGGUGUUCCUGGAUUUCGUGACCCUCAUCCUGCCAGUGAUGAUGAAGAGGACUUGGCAGCAGGUGACAUAGAUGUUACACUACCAUCAAGGCCAGCCUCACCAAGACCCAGUGGCACCCAAAACCUCCAAAUCUCAUCACCUCCAGAACCUCUGUCACCAGACACUGACACAGAGGGAGUAGUGGAGAUAGCAUCUGAACCUGCUCCACCACAAGCUGAUGAUCAUCAAUACAGCCAACCUCCUCACGCUGGUAGAAAUCAGAGAGGCUCAUCACGUCGUGAGGGUACACUGGCUCCAGAAAUGCUUCAAGUUCACGAGGACAUAAGAAACUCCUUGUCUGAUUUGACUGAAUGCAUUACUACAUAUUUGCCAGGAAUAGCAACAUCUUUGAAUGAACUGGCAUCUCACAGACUUGUUUAGGAACAUUUCAAAAUGUCCUACAAAAUAUUCUUAUGUUAUUUUUGGAUUCCAGUGUCAUCUCUUUUCUGAAUUUGCUCAUUACCAAUUUCUUUUAUUUAAGG